Messenger RNA from Phyllostomus hastatus (greater spear-nosed bat), 3574 nucleotides. RefSeq names its product protein phosphatase, Mg2+/Mn2+ dependent 1E (gene PPM1E). Gene Ontology annotation, biological process: negative regulation of protein kinase activity; protein dephosphorylation. Gene Ontology annotation, molecular function: cation binding; protein serine/threonine phosphatase activity. The record is from RefSeq and is a predicted model, not a curated record. Bases 136 to 2391 code for a protein of 751 amino acids. The transcript has 7 exons. Lineage: Eukaryota; Metazoa; Chordata; Mammalia; Chiroptera; Phyllostomidae.
AACCUAGUGCUGAUCGCUCGUGGCGGUGCGGUGGUUCACCGCCCUCGUGGGAACCCGAGGCUCGAGAGUAGCCCCCCUCCCUUUCCUGGGCUUCCCCCUUGCCACUUCCCGGUCGGCCCCGGGGCUUGAGCAGCGAUGGCCGGCUGCAUCCCUGAGGAGAAAACUUACCGGCGCUUCCUGGAGCUAUUCCUGGGCGAGUUUCGCGGACCCUGCGGCGGCGGCGAGCCGGAGCCGGAGCCGGAACCCGAACCCGAACCCGAGUCGGAGCCUGAGCCCGAACUGAUAGCGGCUGAGGCAGCCGAGGCUUCUUCGGUCGAAGAGCCUGGGGAAGAGGAGGCGGCCACGGUAGCCGCGACGGAGGAGGAGGAGCAAGAGCAGGACCGAGACCCCGAGCCCGAGGAGGAGGCUGUGGAGGAGGAGGAGGAGGAGGCGGCGGCGGCGGCGGAGGGCGAGGAGGACGAGGCUGAGGCAGCCCCGGGGCAGUCGGCCGUGCCGCCGCCGCCGCAGCCCCAGCUGCCGCCGCUGCCCCCGCUCCCGCGGCCGCUGUCGGAACGCAUCACCCGGGAGGAGGUGGAGGGCGAGAGCCUGGACCUGUGCCUGCAGCAGCUCUACAAAUACAAUUGCCCUUCCUUUUUGGCUGCUGCUUUAGCCAGAGCCACAUCAGACGAAGUCCUUCAGAGUGAUCUUUCUGCACAUUACAUCCCAAAGGAAACAGAUAGCACAGAAGGGAGUGUGGAGAUUGAGACGGUGAAAUUGGCCCGUUCUGUCUUCAGCAAGCUACACGACAUCUGCUGCAGCUGGGUGAAGGACUUCCCUCUCCGCAGGAGACCCCAGCGUUACUAUGAGACAUCGAUCCACGCGAUCAAAAACAUGCGCCGGAAAAUGGAGGACAAACAUGUCUGCAUUCCUGACUUUAAUAUGCUCUUCAACCUGGAGGACCAGGAAGAACAAGCUUACUUUGCAGUGUUUGAUGGCCACGGAGGAGUGGAUGCUGCCAUUUAUGCCUCUGUCCACCUGCAUGUUAACUUGGUACGCCAGGAGAUGUUCCCCCAUGAUCCUGCUGAGGCCUUGUGCCGGGCCUUCCGGGUCACUGAUGAGCGGUUUGUGCAGAAGGCAGCCAGGGAGAGCUUAAGAUGUGGGACCACAGGAGUGGUGACUUUUAUCAGAGGUAACAUGCUGUAUGUGGCCUGGGUGGGCGAUUCCCAGGUUAUGCUUGUGAGGAAGGGCCAAGCUGUGGAACUGAUGAAGCCACACAAACCAGACAGAGAGGAUGAAAAGCAGCGGAUUGAGGCCCUUGGAGGUUGUGUAGUCUGGUUUGGUGCCUGGAGAGUAAAUGGAAGUCUGUCAGUCUCCAGAGCUAUUGGAGAUGCUGAACAUAAGCCAUACAUCUGUGGGGAUGCAGAUUCCGCCUCUACUGUGUUGGAUGGAACUGAAGACUACCUCAUUCUGGCCUGCGAUGGCUUCUAUGACACCGUGAACCCUGACGAGGCAGUAAAAGUUGUAUCUGACCACCUGAAGGAGAACAAUGGAGACAGCAGCAUGGUUGCCCACAAAUUGGUGGCGUCAGCUCGUGAUGCCGGGUCCAGUGAUAACAUCACUGUCAUUGUGGUAUUCCUGAGGGACAUGAACAAAGCUGUAAAUGUUAGUGAGGAAUCAGAUUGGACAGAGAACUCUUUUCAAGGAGGGCAAGAAGAUGGUGGGGAUGAUAAGGAGAAUCAUGGAGAGUGCAAGCGGCCUUGGCCUCAGCACCAGUGCUCAGCACCAGCCGACCUAGGCUAUGAGGGGCGCGUGGAUUCAUUCACUGAUAGAACUAGCCUGAGCCCAGGGUCCCAAAUCGACGUGCUGGAAGCCCCAGGCUACCUAGAUCUCACACAAAUAGAAGCAAGCAAACCUCACAGUGCUCAGUUUUUGCCACCAGUUGAGAUGUUUGGUCCUAGUGCAAUAAUGGAGAAAAAAUCAGUUCAAUCAUCAUUGCCUGAACGGAGUGGUCUUGGAGUGUUUCCUUCUUCCUUUAAUGUGCGUUCAACAGGGCAGCAGAUAUACAGAAUGGAGAGUCUCUCUCCCGUCUGUUCUAGGUUGGAAAAUGAACAGUUCAAAUUCCCAGGAAAGAGAGUUUCUAGAUUAUCUCAUUUACGCUAUCACUACUCAAAGAGGCGGCAUGGAUUCAGGUUUAAUCUAAAGUUUAAUUCAUUCCUCGCUGCUCAAGAGCCUUCCUACAAAGUAGGCACUAGCCUGUCCUCACUCAUUCGAAGUGGAAAGAGAAAUAGGAUGUUAAGAAGUUCUCUGCCAUGGAGGCAAAACAGUUGGAAAGAGUACAAUGAAAACAUGAGGAAGCUCAGAAAGAGUAAUGAUAUUACACACCUAGGUCUUCCCGGGAGCUGUAAAAUAUAAUACGUUCUUUAGAGUAGGUUAGCUAGCUCUCCCCCGGUAGAAACACCACUGUCAGAGUAGAAACAAGGUAGGCAUUUCUGAAAUACGUGUUCACUAUGAAACCAUGGAUGGCUCUAUUCUUAAAUGUAAAUAGAUACCUAGAAAACUCGAGUAUUUUCAAUUUAAAUAAAAGUAUUGGUGGUUUCACUAGCGAAAUUACACGCCCCAUGAUAUAUCUCCACAUCUACAUACAAGCCCGCCCCCCGCCUCUCACACCACUAGUGGAAGCUUGUGAAUUUCUUAUUUUUGUCAGGAUGUAGUGUUGAAAUCUCAACGCAGUUGAAAUCUGGUCUGAUGUGCCUAAUAUUAUCUUUGCAAAACUUAAUGCAGACUUAAGAUUUAGUUGGGGAAAUGUUCCUCAAAAGACUCGAGGGGGAACCCUUUACCUCCCCCUUUUUUGGUAAGCAAAGACUAAAAGCCAUAUGGGUUUUAACUGGUAACAAUGAAAGUAAAACCUAGUAUAAAAAUGUCAUAUUCUCAGGCUUGUGAGGCGGCAUAUAGUAAAAGAUUUACUGAUUUUUUUUUCCUGUAACAUAAAAGACAGUAUUUUUUUGAAUUAAGUAUUUCCUAGGGCUGUAGCUAUUUGGGAGUUUCAUAAUCUGUUAUGGUGCUUUCAGUGGAAUUUUUAUUAUUUGUCAUUUUAGAAGACCUUUGUCAACUGGUUUUAACCUAUGAUGCUAACAUGUUUUUCACUGUACCUUCAUCUCAGGAAUAAAACUGGUUUAAUGGAGAUGAUGUCAGGUACAAAUACACUAGAAUCAGAUUGCCAUUUAAAAAGAAAAUUGAACAGCAUUCCUAUUUUUUCUGCCUUUAAUAAAAAGUCCCAGACAGCAGAGGCAUAGGAGAGGGAACCCCAAAACCAAGAAUUAAAAGUUGUGUACUUAUUCUUAUAUGUUUUAAAAUUAUAUUUUAUUGAUUAUGCUAUUACUAUUGUCCCAAUUUUCCCCCUUUGCCCUACUCCACCCAGCAGCUCCCAACUUUGUUCAUGUCCACGGGUCACAUGUAGAAGCUCCUUGGCUCCUCCAUUUCUAUACUGUACUUUAUGCAUCCCCAUGGCUGUUCUGUGGCCAACAGUUUGUACUUCUUAAAACCCUCACCUCUUUACCCAGUCCUCCAAACCCUCCUCCCAUCUGGCAACCAUCAA